AUGAAUCAAAGACUUCAACAGGCUGCUGAAUCAGGUAGCAUCAAUGACCUUUAUGCUUUGAUCGAUGAGAAUCCGUGCAUACUGGAGAACAUCGAUGCCAUGCCAUUUGUAAACACUCCACUUCACAUAGCUGCAUCUUGUGGGGAAAUAGCGUUCGCCGUAGAGAUGCUGAAUCUCAAGCCUUCUUUUGCGAAAAAACUCAAUACAAACGGGUGCAGUCCGUUGCACCUUGCUGUGGAGAAGGAUCAACAAGAGCUCGUCACCUGGCUGCUCAGGAUUGAUCCCAGCCUUGCUGGCGUUAAAGGCAGAGAAGGCAUCACGCUGUUCCAUCUCCUAGUGUUAAGAGCGAACGUCGAUCUUGUGGUAGAGUGCCUCAUAACAUCUCCUGAAUGUAUUAAAGAUGUGAGCGUGAAUGGCCAAAAUGCUCUGCAUCUUGCUGUGGUGAAUGAAAGAUUUGAAGUUCUGCAGGUCCUCACCGGAUGGAUCCAGAGAAUGAGUCAGAAAAAUGCUCGCUCUAUCGAGUAUUCAGUUCUGAAUAAGAAGGAUUUAACCGGCAACACGCCUCUGCACCGUGCAGCAUAUUAG
Molecule: messenger RNA, 585 nt
Organism: Brassica napus (rape)
Lineage: Eukaryota; Viridiplantae; Streptophyta; Magnoliopsida; Brassicales; Brassicaceae
Product: ankyrin repeat-containing protein BDA1-like
Exons: 1
Coding region: 1-585 (194 amino acids)
Molecular function (GO): protein binding
Source: RefSeq, a predicted model, not a curated record